AUGGCUGCCACGGCUUCAUCUCGGGCCAACCGUGACCCUCCACCUUCCGGACGCCAAUCCCAUUUCGCAUCACCACCCCCAAACAUUUCCAUCGCAAAAGGCGCUACAGCCCGCUCAGCACUCACAAAUUCCCGUGUCUCUGCCAAUGUAAGCUCUGCCGCUGCACGACGGCCCUCAAUCAAGGGUGCCACACAGUCCCAUCCUGAAGGGCGAGAACCUCACACGCAUAGAGAUGACACAGAAGAGCGUGACAGGCUGCUGCUCCAAAUUCAACAAAAAGACCAAACCAUCUCCACCUUGACUCAAACUAAUAAUAGCCUCUCCUCUGCUCUUAAUGAAGCAGAUUCACGCCUCAAUGAUUUCUACGCAGAUCAGAGCCGCAUGGAGGAGGAAAUGUCUGCUCGUAUAGAAAUCGCAGAUAAGCUGCGCGCUCAGGUCAGGGAACUCGAAAAGGAAAAGCGGGACGUCCAGCGCCGGUAUAACGAGCAGACGUCGACGUUUGAUGCAGAGCGUCAAGCUUUCUACGAUAACGAACAGCAUCUCAAGUCGCGUAUCCAGUCUCUCUCGCAGGUUCGCAGACAACCUGUAGUCGUACGCCCUCCAGAAUCCGACACAGGACACGAUUCCGACGAUUCUGAAAUCACAGAAAGCUCCCUCACGCACACGGAACACGAGUCUGACGAUUCCGAAACCACAGAAAGCUCUCUCACGCACACGUCCUACCUCUCGGGAUAUACUACAAACUACGAGGAGAGCGAACCAGCAGAGAUGACAGCCCUUAGGCUGGAACUUUCGACACUGUCAACAUCAUAUGCUUCACUCCAGAGUACCCUAAUACUUUUGCAGACGCAACUCGUGGAUCUUAAGAGGGUCAACAACGAGCUGCAGGAGGAAAACGAGAGCUACAUGAUCCUUCUAAGAGAGAAGACUUUAAGUGGACAAUUCGACCUCCUCAGACAAGUGGGGACGACCAGUACCACAGAGGGCGACGACGACGACCUGUACGACACUACCAGUGGUGGAAGCGGUGGCAGUCUGAAGAGUAGUGGUCGAAGUACACUAGACAGAGUCGACGAGAUGUCCGAACAUGAACACGACCUCGAAUCUGACGAAGAAGAUCAACUCGACCUUGAGGAGAGCGAGGCUACACGUCACACAGGCAGACACAGUCAUAAACGCAGCUCUGGUCUGUCUUCUCCAGGCGGCCGUGCUCCUCGUGGCGAGUCCCUUGCAGGCCUUCCGAUCACUGGUCCAGGCCUCGAUCUUGCCGCUGAACUGGGACGAGCAGAGAACAAGGACAUCAUCGGUGGAACCUCUAUCGAAGAUUCGGGCGCCUUCCCCUACGGAAAAGGCAAACGAGGAAAGAAGGGCUCGUCGGAGAGUAGGAAAGUCUCUGCAACAUCCGAGGGACUGGAAACAGGUGCUCCAGCUAGCGACCUGGACGCCCUACGGAGUGAAGUCAAGUCUCUCAAGGAUGCCAAUAAGGCUCUAUCGCUGUAUGCAUCGAAGAUCAUCGACAGGAUUAUUGCAGAGGAAGGCUUUGAACACGUUCUUUCUAUAGAUUACGAGAAAUCGCCCAUCACACCCUCAGCGACAGGCCCCAGAUCACCUUUCCCGCCUUCCAUCGACACUGCAAAGGCCCGUCGACAUUCCGCCUUCUUUCCUCGUUCAACCUCAACUUUCGGGCAGACUGGCGAAAGCAGUCCAAAUCCUCUCUCUCCUUCUCAACCUGCCAGCUCGAGCACGAAAGCCCAGCGUCGGUCGCUUUCCUUUGAUUGGAAGAACUUUUCGAUGUUUGGUGGGGGUGAUAAAAAGAACGAGUCCGCAAAUCUCCGACCUCUUACCCUCAAGCCUGGAGCUAGUUCUGUCACCGGGGCCCGCAAACUAGAGACAUAUGAAGAUGAAGACGAUAGAAGGGAGAGGGAACGAUUAAAUGCUACUAUGAAGCUGAUGGGGUUAGAGAAACCUACGGAAACACCUGUCAUCAUCCGAUCUGGACUAAGUAGCCCAGCACCUCCAAUGCAGAAAAGCUACUCCUCUCCCGCAAGCCCACCCGCAGUGCCCAGCCGAUUCUCGUUCUUCCGUUCGCAGACAAGCCAUUCUGAAACAUCAUCCAUUCACUCUGCGCACUCCGCUCCGAACAGCCAUCUCGCGCCGUACGGUCUCGGUAUUGACGGAAACGAGCGUUCGGAACUCACGCAAGAGGCGUUGGAGCACGUUGAGGCGCAGAAUGCCCUUGUUGCAUUAGACACGCAUGAGAAAGUUCUCAGCGAAGAGAUUGCCAAAGGGGCUAGGAGUGGUUUCACUGAGCUAUCACCAAGAAGCUUGAACGGGGAGGACCGACGCAGCCGGAGGAGUAAGAGAAGUGGUAACGGGAGUGGGAGCACUGUCUGGAGUGCUGGAAUGAGUCGUUCUGGGGACGAACCCGAGGUUGUUUGAAUCACUGUUAUUGUGUUUUUGGAGGUUUUAAGAGAUAUACCACCUGGAAAUACUGGGGGCUACUAUAAUGUUGUAAUGUGCUGAAAUCCGUCGAACAAUACCCUGUCCAAUACAUUCGCAAUACUUUACUACUAGCAUCUGGAACUGUAGGUCUUGUAAACGACUUGCUUGUAGACUUAUUGUAGACUUUAUGUUCUUAACUUGACGCCAAACAAGGAAAGCUGACUAACACUCGCA
Molecule: messenger RNA, 2676 nt
Organism: Serpula lacrymans var. lacrymans S7.9
Lineage: Eukaryota; Fungi; Basidiomycota; Agaricomycetes; Boletales; Serpulaceae
Exons: 3
Coding region: 1-2439 (812 amino acids)
Source: RefSeq, a predicted model, not a curated record